AAAAUUAUGCCCCUUUAGCUUAGUGGUAGAGCGUUGCACUUGUAAUGCAAAGGUCGCUAGUUCAAUUCUGGCAGGGGGCAAUUCGUUAAAUGUUUGUUCCGUAAUUUUUUUUUUUAUAACUACCUAAUUCGAAUCGUCUAUUCAAUAUUUUAUUAGAUAGUCUAACUAUACUUUAUCAUAUUAAUUGAUUGGCAUAAUCAUUGUAGACAUUCCUAUUAAUUAUAUGGUAAACUAUCUUGCAUUUGCUGUAAAUUGAUAUCAGAUCAGAUCGCCACUAAGACCAAACCAAAAAAAACAAAAACAAAAACAAUCGUACAAUUCUAAAUUUUUUUUUACAGCAUCCCAUGAAUCAAUCCUUAAUUUGAUCAAUUAAUCAUAUAUUACCAUAAUCAAAUGUAUAGAUCCUUAAUACAACCAGGAAGAGGAGGAGGGUCUAUCAUACCCUCACGAAUAUUAUCAUCUUCCAAAUUGAUGCUUUCAAAAUCAUUAACCCCUUCCUCAUAUUUACUUCAUCCUACAAAAUCAAGAUUAUAUCAUGUUUUAUUAUCAAAUAGCACAUCACCAUUACGUACAUCAUCUAAUAAUCUCAUCCCAUCCAUCCAUCAUCCAUCCCAUAAUAUCAUAUCAAAACGAAAUAUAGGAUUCAAAAUGCUCUUUAGAAUCACCAAGAUUCCGGCUUAUUUAGGUGGUACUUUGGCAGCAGGUGGAUCGUAUGUUGCUUAUAAAGUGGAACAAGCUUCAACUUAUACUCAAGAUAAAUUAUCUGGUUUCACUGAUUUCUUCGAUAAGACAGGUGAUUUCUUGAAAUCAAUGGUUCCAAAUGGUGAUGGUUCUGGAGCUGGAUCGGAUGGUGGUAGUGGAAGUGGUGGUGGAUCAGGUGGCAAUGGUGAUACUGCUACUGCCGUGGGUGCUACUACUGCUGCAGCAGUAGGCUUAACUCAAGAUGAAGAUGAAGAUAAAGAAGAUGAUGACAAUAACAAUGACGAAGAUGAUGAUGAGACUUUAAUCGAUGAUAAUGAUGACGAUGAUGAUAUAGAUUUUGCUCAUGAUGAAACUAAUGAUGAAAUGCUUAAUUUAACAAGACAAAUGAUUGAAAUCAGAAACUUAUUAUUAACUAUAGAUCAUGAUGGGUUAAGAUUACCUUCUAUAGUAGUGAUUGGUUCCCAAUCAUCCGGUAAGUCAUCAGUAUUAGAAAGUAUUGUCGGUCAUGAAUUCUUACCAAAGGGUUCAAAUAUGGUUACUAGAAGACCCAUUGAAUUAACUUUAAUCAAUAGUCCUGAAUCUGCUGCUGAUGUAGCCGAAUUCCCUGCUUUGAAAAUGUAUAAUUUAACUGAUUUUGAACAAGUUCAAAAGAUUUUAUUUGAUUUGAAUAUGGCCGUUCCUGAACAUGAAUGUAUUUCAAAUGAUCCUAUUCAAAUUACUAUUAAAUCUCCCAGAGUUCCUGAUUUAUCAUUGGUCGAUUUACCCGGUUAUAUCCAAGUGGAAGCGGCUGAUCAACCACUUGAAUUAAAACAAAAAAUUCGUAAAUUAUGUGAUAGAUAUUUAGAAGCUCCAAAUAUUAUCUUAGCUAUAUCAGCUGCUGAUGUCGAUUUAGCUAAUUCAGCCGCUUUAAGAGCGUCAAGACUCGCUGAUCCAAGAGGGGAAAGAACUAUUGGAGUAGUUACUAAAAUUGAUUUGGUUGAUCCAAUUCAAGCUACAAAAAUCUUAACUAAUAGAAAAUAUCCUUUAAAAAUGGGUUAUGUGGGUGUUAUUACAAAAACUCCAAAACCUACAAAGACUGGUUCAAGUUUAUUUUCAAGAAAAACUCUUACUGGAGUUCAAGCCUAUAUUGCUCAACAAAAUUUUGAACAUACAUAUUUUAAAGAAAAUAAACCCGAAUUUAGUGGUACUACUACAGGAACUAGAAAUCUUAAACGGAAAUUAAUGAAAGUUUUAGAAAAAUCAAUGGCAGCAUCAUUAGCUCCAACUCAUUUCACUAUUCAACAAGAAUUAGAAGAAGCUUCUUAUCAAUUUAAAGUUCAAUUCAAUGAUCGUUCUUUAACUCCAGAAAUGUAUUUAGCUAAUAAUAUUGAUAUGUUAAAGUUGGCCACUAAGGAAUUAAGCCAUAAUUUUUCAAGACGUGAAUUAAAAGCAUUAUUAAAGAAUGAAUUAGACCAAAAGGUAUUGGAUUUAUUAGCUGAAAGAUAUUGGAAUAAACCAUUUUCAUUAUCAAAGGAUAGUUCACCUAAUUUCGAACCUGAUUUAAGGGAAUUAUCUCAGAUCGCUAAUAUUGAUGAUGAUCUUUAUUGGCAUAAGAAAUUGGAUUUAACUACGGGUUCAUUAACUAAAUUAGGGGUAGGUAGGUUAUCAACUACUUUAGUUACCAAUGCCUUAUUAACUGAAGUUGAAAAUUUAGUUAAUAAUACUCAAUUAAGAAAUCAUCCAAUGGCCAAGAAUGCUGUUAAAGAUGCUGCUAAGAGUGUAUUAGGAACAAAAUUCUUUUCCACAGCCGAUCAAGUUGAAAAUUGUAUUAAACCUUAUAAAUAUGAAAUUGAAAUUGAAGAUCGUGAAUGGCAAUCAAGUAAAGAUAAUGCUGUUACGUUAUUAAAAGAAGAAAUGAGACAAUGUGAUGAAGUUUAUAAUAAUUUAAAGAAACAAAUCGGUGGUAGGAAAUUACAACAAGUGGUUACCUAUUUAGAAAAAUUAAAACAACAACAAAUUCAAUAUCAACAACAACAAGAUAUUGAUUUUAAUUCUCCAGAAACUUUGGGAUUCUCCCCUACAUUGAUUAAACGUGGGGAAGAUGCUAUAUUCUUAAAGGAAAGAUUAUCAUUACUUAAAAUGAGAUAUCAAUUCAUUAAGAAUUCUAAAAAAUGUAAAAAGAAGGAGAAUAAAUAUCAAUGUCCGGAAAUCUUUUUAGAUGCCGUAGCAUCGAAAGUCACAUCCACUUCGAUAUUAUUCUUGAAUGUCGAAUUGUUAAGUGAUUUUUAUUAUAACUUCCCUCGUGAAUUAGAUAUUAAAUUCUUUAAUAAUUUAUCUAAAGAAGAAAUUGAAAAUUUCGCAAAGGAAGAUCCAAAGAUUAAGAAACAUAUUGAAUUACAAGAACGUAAGGAUUUAUUAGAAAACGCCUUGAGUAAGAUCGAAAGUGUCUUAGCUAUCCAAAGAGGUAAGUUAGGAUCCAAUUCAAAUCCAAAUGAUAAAGAUAUACCCAAACAUCAAUCGAUAUUUAAUUGGGGAGCAUAAUGAUUUAGUUCAUACCCUCCUCCCAUAUAAUUAUUAAACUUUUAAACCCUGUACAUAUAUCGUGAUAUUUUUUUAACACCAUACAAUAAUUGCUAUAGUAAAUAUACAUACAAGAACUUUUUUAUUUAUUU
Scheffersomyces coipomensis is the source of this 3353-nucleotide messenger RNA. RefSeq names its product dynamin-related GTPase. The transcript has a single exon. Gene Ontology annotation, biological process: mitochondrial fusion. Gene Ontology annotation, molecular function: GTP binding; GTPase activity; microtubule binding. Gene Ontology annotation, cellular component: cytoplasm; microtubule; membrane. The record is from RefSeq and is a predicted model, not a curated record. NCBI's taxonomy places the organism in Eukaryota, Fungi, Ascomycota, Pichiomycetes, Serinales, Debaryomycetaceae. The coding region runs from base 394 to 3222 and encodes 942 amino acids.